Messenger RNA from Lolium rigidum, 1653 nucleotides. RefSeq names its product protein SRG1-like. The coding region runs from base 427 to 1506 and encodes 359 amino acids. NCBI's taxonomy places the organism in Eukaryota, Viridiplantae, Streptophyta, Magnoliopsida, Poales, Poaceae. The transcript is spliced from 4 exons. The record is from RefSeq and is a predicted model, not a curated record.
GAAGUGCCUCCAGCUGUGCAAGCAAAGUUCAACAGCUAUUAAUAUUUCUUAAGGUGUAAAUACUUAUUCUAUUUAAGCAACAGCGAUGUAUUUAAAAAAAAAGGAACCUAACAGAACAAACAAAUUAUACAAGAAGGGAGAAAGCAUCUGAACUGAGAGAAACAUGAAGGCGUCCGCAUAGGGCAUGCAGUACUCAAUAUUAUGCUACACAUGUCGUCCCUUCCUGUGCCCCUCGAGAUAUUCACCGGUUUGUACUUACUAAUUGAAGCGUGGGACAAAAACAAAGAUAAGAAAACAAAGUCACAAUCAUGAUGUCCACAAGGAGUCCCAGAGAAUCACAGAGGAGUAUCAAUAUCCAUGCCAAUAAAACUGAUGAACUGGAAUACGGUAGGUCAAACUCACAGCACGAACAACUAAAAAGCAACCAUGGCUGAUGGUCAACCAUCAAAGAUAGUCAAGAUACCUCCUAUUGUGCAAGAGCUGGUGGCUGGCGUGCAAGAGCCACCAAGGCGGUACGUCCUUCCCGAGCAAGAUCGUCCUUCUGUAGCUGGUUCCGAUAUGCCUGAGCCCAUCCCCAUCGUCGAUCUCAGCCGCCUGUCUGACUCUGACAACAGUGUCGAGGAGACUGCCAAGUUGCAGUCCGCGUUGGAGAACUGGGGCCUCUUCCUGGCUGUUGGACAUGGCAUGGAACCAAGUUUUCUUAGUGAGGUGAUGAAAGUGACCAGAGAAUUUUACAAGCUCCCACUGGAAGAGAAGCAGAAGUACUCAAACUUUGUAGAUGGCAAGGAGUUCAGGGUGGAAGGAUAUGGCAACGACAUGGUCAUAUCAGAAAAGCAGACCUUGGACUGGUGUGACCGUUUUUACCUCGUAGUGGAACCUGAGUCUCGGAGAAUCUAUACCCUGUGGCCGACACAGCCUCCUUCUUUCAGGGAUGUUAUGUGCGAGUACACAGCCAGGUGCAGGGAGAUCACGAACCUUGUCCUCGAGAACCUGGCCAAGAUCCUCAAUUUACACGAGGACUACUUUCUCAACAUGCUCGACGAGAAUGCAACAACCUAUGCCAGGUUUAACUACUAUCCUCACUGUCCCAAACCGGACCAAGUCUUUGGCCUGAAGCCCCAUUCCGAUGCCACGGUGAUCACAAUUGUCUUCAUCGAUGAUACUGUUAGUGGGCUCCAACUGCAAAAAGAGGGCGUUUGGUAUAAUGUGCCAAUCAUUCCAAAUGCAUUACUUGUAAACAUGGGAGAUGCGAUGGAGAUACAGAGCAACGGGUUCUUCAAGAGUCCAGUUCACAGGGUUGUGACCAAUGCGGAGAAAGAGCGGCUGUCGGUGGUGAUGUUCUAUUCUAUGGACCCGGAGAGGGAGAUCGAGCCAGCAUCAGAGCUGAUGGAUGAGAAGAAUCCGAGGCGGUAUAGGACGAUCAAGACCAAGGACUACCUAACAGAAAUCUCCAAAACUUUUGCCAGAGGGACACUAGCCAUCGAUACAGUGAAGAUCAGAAUGUGAUUCUGAAGCCCAAAUGAUGGAUUAGCUGUUCGGUGAAGUUUGUUAUGGCGAUGUCUCCUUUCUUGUGGAACUGAUUUAUGCUCAAUUUUUUUGGCUUAAACUGUGGUACGAUUUACCCACAUAUAUGACAUCUUUGUACUGUCCUAA